UUCCGUACUAGUCGUCAGCUAGCGUCCUGUGGCUCUCGAGCUAGCGGUCUGUUUAGUUCUCCUGUCGCCGUGUGUGUUAUUGUUUGAUGAGGUGUGGAGGAAAGAGGAGAUGUGGUCCUUUUUCGCCAGGGAUCCGGUCAAAGACUUUGCUUAUGAAAUUCUUCCAGACGCAGAGGAGUCUGGAAUAUGGACUCUGCAUCGAGGGAAGCGGAAGACCAAUGGGGAGCCAGUGUCGGUGUUUCUGUACGAGUUGGCACAGGGAACAGAGCAGCAAACCCAGCUUGCCAAGGCUGCCUUCAAGCGUAUGAAGACCCUGCGUCACCCUAACAUCCUGGCUUAUGUGGAUGGAUUGGAGACCGAGAAGAGCCUGUACCUGGUUACUGAGCAGGUCACACCAUUGGCAGUCCACCUGAAGGCCCAGGCAGAGAAGGGGGGCUCUGGGGAACUGGAGGUCUCCUGGGGACUGCACCAGAUAGUGAAAGCUCUGAGUUUUCUGGUCAAUGACUGCCACCUGCUUCAUAACAACUUGGGUGUAUCGGCUGUUUUUGUGGAUCGAGCUGGGGAGUGGAAGCUUGGUGCCCUCGAUCAUGUGGCGCCUGAGCAAGGUGACCCAAGUGGGGUCUCACUCCCUACCCCAAAGGCUGUUUACCCAGACAUGGAGAGAUAUGACCCACCAGAGAUGUCCAACAACAGUGGAGAGAAAUGGGCAGGGGAGGUGUGGCGGCUUGGCUGCCUGAUCUGGGAGGUGUUUAACGGGUCACUGCCUCGCACGUCCUCACUUCGUUCACUGGGAAAGAUCCCCAAAGCCCUGGUCCCUCAUUACUGUGAGCUGGUGGGGGCCAACCCCCGAGCUCGGCCCAACCCAGCUCGCUUUCUCCAGAACUGUAGAGCCCCCGGAGGAUUUCUCAGUAACAGCUUUGUGGAGAGCAACCUUUUCCUGGAGGAGAUACAGAUCAAGGAGCCGGCUGAGAAGCAGCAGUUCUUCCAGGAUCUGAGUGACAAUCUGGACUCCUUCCCUGAAGAUUUCUGCAAACAUAAAGUCCUUCCUCAGCUGCUUACUGCCUUUGAGUUUGGCAAUGCAGGUGCUGUAGUCCUCACACCGCUCUUCAAGGUGGGGAAGUUUCUGUCGGCUGAAGAGUACCAACAGAAGAUUAUCCCUGUUAUCGUGAAGAUGUUCUCCUCCACAGACAGAGCUAUGAGGAUACGACUGCUGCAGCAGAUGGAGCAGUUCAUUCAGUAUCUGAAUGAUGCAGCAGUCAAUUCCCAGAUUUUCCCUCACGUUGUCCACGGCUUCACAGAUACCAACCCUGCCAUCAGAGAACAGACUGUCAAGUCUAUGUUGCUGAUGGCUCCCAAGCUGAAUGAGACCAACCUGAACCAGGAGCUGAUGCGCCACUUUGCCCGACUGCAGGCCAGAGACGAACAAGGCCCGAUCCGGUGCAACACCACCGUGUGCCUGGGCAAGAUCGCCUCCUACCUCAACGCAGGGACUCGACAACGUGUCCUGAUUUCUGCCUUUUCACGAGCAACUAAAGAUCCCUUCCCAGCUUCACGCUCCGCCGGUGUACUGGGCUUCGCCGCCACACACAACUUCUACAGCGUAACAGAGAUUGCCGCCCGCAUCCUCCCUACCCUCUGUGCCAUUACUGUUGACCCAGAUAAGGGCGUCAGGGACCAGGGAUUCAAAGCCAUCAAGAGUUUCCUUUCCAAGUUGGAAACUGUGUCAGAAGACCCCACCAAGCUGGCGGAUAUAGAAAAGGAUGUGGCGUCCUGUGCUCAGCCUGCAGGUGCGUCUUCCAGCUGGGCCGGCUGGGCUGUGACUGGCAUGUCCUCCAUAACUUCUAAACUGAUCCGCAAUGCUCCAGGGACAGAGGGCAGCGCAGCAGCUGAGGACAGCGACCCCGCCAAUGCCACAAGCCCUACCAGUGCCACAGAUGGAGCACCUGCACCUGAUUCUGAAGAGAAAACUCCCCAAGCCCCUGUGACUCAACAUGCUGCCACUAGCCGUGCCAACCAAUCACAGACUCAUGAAUUAACAUGCAACAAUGACGAGUCAAUAGGAGACCGCUGGGAUGAAGAGGAGGACUGGGGAAGUUUGGAGGCGCCAGAGAAAACUCCCACUGAGCCAGAUGACUGGAACAGUGACUGGUCAGGAAUGGCAUCAUCCAAAAAGAAAGCCAGUGACAAAGGAGUGGGCCGGUCGUCCUCCUCCAUGGCUGUGAAAAAGCAGAGCGCUGACUGGAGCAGCUCCGGCUGGGACGCAGACGACAGCUGGUCCAACGAGAAGGAAGGGCAGGGGCAGAGCUCUGCCGGCGAGGAAGGCUGGGGCAAUGACUGGGCGGAGGAGGACGCGGACACAACGUUGGCCAAUGCGACGCUGCCCUUGCCAGAAGGAGUUCGGUUAGCCAGCGAGUACAACUGGGACAGCAGCAACUCCGCCACCAAGGGGGCCAAUCAGAAUGAUCUGUUCGCCAGCGUGUCUCAGAGAAACCCAGCUGGCACUGCUGCCACCACGACUGGGGAUGGCUGGACUGCAGAGGCAACAGGAGACUGGGGAGCUGAAGAGAGCUGGGAGUCUGUGGAUGGGAACCAGGGUCUCAGCAAGGCCGAGCUUUCCAAGAAGAAACGGGAGGAGAGGAGGAAAGAGCUGGAGGCGAAACGGGCAGAUCGCAAAGCUGCUAAAGGUCCUCUUAAACUGGGCGCACGCAAACUGGACUGACAGGGCUGCAAAGACAGAUUUGAGGGUUGGGUUGGGUUGGAGAGGGAGGAACAUGGACCACAGGGACUGGACCCGGAGCAGUAGAUGGAGGCUUGAUAUUCCACAAACAAAGGACCAAGAAGAACCGUCAAAAGAAAACAUUACAGUUGGUUAGUACACUAGAUGACUGUCAGCGCUGGGAUUCCCUCUUUUACUUCAUUCAGGAACUGACAGAUGGGCCAAGAAGCAACAAUCCAGUCCUUUAUGAAUGCAUUAUUGUGGAGAGCUGAAACAAACAGAGACAGAAAAGUGGAAGAGCAGCACUCCCUGCAGCUCGAGGUGAUCACAUUAAAUACAUAACAUAACGUUACAUUUGUAAAAUAAAUGUAUAUAAAUACUGCAUCUUGUCUUAAAAUGACAUGAAGAAAUUACCUUUUUUUUUCUUUUAUUGAGAAAUAUAUAUAUAUACAUACAUACACGUAUAUAACAAUAUUUCAGAAUCAAACAUUUUUAAUAUAUUGAAUGUUUUUGAGCACACACACACACAGUGGAUAUGAAUGUUUUAGUUCAGCCGUCACUUACAGAUUUAAGACUAAAAAUCAACCCAUGCAUGCACUUGUGUAUUUUUAUUGCCUAACAAAAGGUUUCAUGGCACAGGAUUACAAAUAUGUUGUAUUUACUUUGCACAUUCAACACUGCAUUUUACUGUAGUAAACUGGCCAGAAAGGUGACACAUUUAA
Cyclopterus lumpus (lumpfish) is the source of this 3438-nucleotide messenger RNA. RefSeq names its product SCY1-like, kinase-like 1 (gene scyl1). Gene Ontology annotation, molecular function: ATP binding; protein kinase activity. The record is from RefSeq and is a predicted model, not a curated record. Lineage: Eukaryota; Metazoa; Chordata; Actinopteri; Perciformes; Cyclopteridae. Gene Ontology annotation, biological process: protein phosphorylation.